Molecule: messenger RNA, 3669 nt
Organism: Exophiala dermatitidis NIH/UT8656
Lineage: Eukaryota; Fungi; Ascomycota; Eurotiomycetes; Chaetothyriales; Herpotrichiellaceae
Product: derlin-1
Exons: 2
Coding region: 161-1108 (315 amino acids)
Biological process (GO): endoplasmic reticulum unfolded protein response
Cellular component (GO): endoplasmic reticulum membrane; Hrd1p ubiquitin ligase ERAD-L complex
Molecular function (GO): ubiquitin-specific protease binding; misfolded protein binding
Source: RefSeq, a predicted model, not a curated record
CGAGGCCCGUGGGCACUGCCUGUUAUCGGCUACGGGUGUAGUCUUGCGCCGUCCAGCCUGCGUUCGACCUCAUUCCAUCCCCAGCUCGUGCCAUGUACCACGGUACAGGCCACCUACUCCAAGUGCAAGUGCCUUCCUCAAUCCUGCAUUCAAGCUGUACAUGAACCUCUCGUUCCCUGUACUGUCACCCAUACCGCCGCCUGACAAGUACGGCGAUGACUACUCCGACCUGCGGUCUCCGAUACUGACUCAAUCCCUCCUCCGCCCCAUUUAUACCACCGUCCAGAACCCUGACUUCUUCUCUGAUCUCACACGGACAAUCUUACCCUUGUUGCGCCUCGUGCCUUGGACAAUGGCAGCGGCACUGGGGGAUGGCAUGGAUCCCUUAGGACAAUUGGGCCAGUUUCCGCUUGAACAAUGGUUCUUUGAGAUGCCGCCAUGUACACGAUACUGGACGACUGCCACUGUUAUUACGUCGGUUCUGCUGCAAUGCAAAGUCAUCACCCCAUUCCAACUGUUCUAUUCAUUCCCAGCCGUCUAUUACAAAUCACAGUAUUGGCGAUUGUUCACGACGUUCAUCUACUUCGGGCCGCCCUCCCUUGACCUCGCCUUCCACAUCUUCUUCCUUCAGCGGUAUUCAAGAUUGUUGGAACAAGGCUCCGGUCCGUCCCCAGCCGUCUUCUCCUGGCUGCUUCUGUAUGCGUGUACAUCGCUCCUCAUCCUCAGCUCCCUCACCACCUCCAUCCCAUUCUUGGGUUCGGCCCUCUCCAGUACCUUGGUAUACAUUUGGUCACGACGGAACCCAGACACACGACUCAGUUUCAUCGGCGUCCUGGUAUUUACUGCACCGUAUCUACCAUGGGUGUUGAUGGCGUUUCACAUGUUCAUGCAUGGCAGCAUCCCGAAGGACGAAAUCCUGGGUGUCAUCGUGGGGCACGUGUAUUAUUUCUUCGCAGAUGUUUGGCCCGGCCUCCACGACGGCCAGCGUCCAUUGGACCCUCCUGAGUUCUGGGUACGACUGUGGGAGGGCCGGCGAGGAGGAACGGGCGUGCGUAACAUUGAUGAAGAUGUGGCUGCCGCUGCUGCACGGCCCGGCGAGGUACGAUGAGACGAACAGUGUAAGGUCUAGCAUCAACAUUAUCUAGACCUGCACGCUACAAUAAAGUCAUUUCAUUCCAACAAUGCUAUGAUGAUAAUCGAUUCAUGCGUUCCCCGAGUACAAUCAGAUUGCUAAGAGAGUCUGUCAAUUGGGCUCGUAAUUUCGGAACUUCGGCAGGACUUCAAACUCGUCUCAAGUCGACAGAACAUGUUCACUCCAGCAACUAAAGAGCUCAAUCAUAUCAAAACACUGCCAAUGCUUGUACAUGACACUUUGCAAGCAGAACUUCAAGCUACUACAGAACAUUAAUCAACCAUCAGAUUGAUCCAGAUCAGGGCAGGCCACGUCGAUGGCUAUACCACCGAGACAAACGUGUGACAUGCCGCCUACGCAAACUGCGAUGUCGAGUGCCCAUUGAUGCAGCAAUGGCUGAGCCUCUCUCGCGGCUGCUCUUUUUCACCCAGGCCAGAUCUGACAGGUCAGGGAGAUCCGACCAAUCGCCACCAGUGUACGGUGGCAAAAGAGCUGGUAUCUGGGAUCAGCGUCUAUCGGUUGGUUUCUGGGAUAAGACGACUCCCAUUGGUGUACGGUGCGGAAGGGGCGGGUGUUUACAGUGACCCGAAGUCAGGGCAACGGAUGCGUUGCCUGGUGAGAAAACUAGCAUACUUUUGCCGUGUUCCAAGAUCAGCGCUCCAAAUGCCGGAUAGCCAAUGACGCCUAAUGCUACUGAAAUGGUAGUAUCAUCCGCAUAGGACAGGUGUCCUCGGCAUGCAAGCCUACGAUGAGGCUGCACUGCAGAAAGAAUAUAUCACGCAUCGACAUCGCACUUGGCCAGCAACAGCAGUCAUGCGUAUGAAGAGCACUUUUGGAAAAACUUUGGAAUUCAUGGGACCGCAAGAUUGUGAGGCGCAGAGGUUCUGUAGCUUGUCGCCCUCAUUUGUUGACUGAACACAUCCCCGUGGAAGGCGAUUGCAUGGACCGGGCUGCGACUCGGCGGGUGGCCCACUCUUCCCCACAGUGCACCUACAUAGUCAACGAUUGGCUGAGUCAGCUGGGACAGCCUUGCUUCCAACGGAGCCUUGCCGAUCGCCUGAGCGUCUUUCAACAUCAUCCAAUGCCAACGCAUUUCAACAACCACGCAAUGAGGCAAUUACAUGGACUUGGAGGGGAGAGGUUGCUCUCUAAUAUAUCUCUGGAUGGUCUGCAAGGUGCACUUGUUCACAAUCUCCUUGUUGUCACCAGGAUGGGCUGCAGUGGCUUUCUCGAUGACAGCCUCAAUGGUUCAGUUCAUACCUUAUCCACAAACUGGACACUGUGUCGUGCAAUUGCUGUCUCGGCAGUGGAUAAGUUGGGCGGUUGCCGUUGGGUGCAACCAUUCGUCAUAUAUCUGGCUUCUUUUUUGCCUUUUUGGGAUCCUAUGGUUACCAAAGCCAAAACCACUCGCAUGGCCACUAUUCUGAUGUUUUGCUAUCUGACUUUCAAUGAUCGUCCAUUUCCAAACUGUGUUGUCCAGCCUCUCUUCUGAGAAGUCAAUUCUGCUGUCAAGAUCACGGUCUGACGGUAGCUUUUUUGUUUAUAUAUACACCCUCCUCUCUCCCAUUUCUUUUCUUUCCUCCAUCUCUUCUUCAUAUCACUCUCUCCUCUCUCACACACACUCUCUUCCUUUCCUUUCCCCCAUCUAUGCUUCAUUUCAUCUGAUUCUCACUUCACCUGCUGCCUAUCAGCGAGCCUAGCUCUGGUGGCAGACAUUUCGUCUAUAAAGACCUUCCCUCCCUGCCUCUCUUCUCUUCUUUCCUCCAUCCUUCCUUCUCAUCUCUCUUCUCUCCUACUACCGCUUCUUCCACUGCUACUUCUUGUCCCCCAAGCCCUGCCGUCUUCUUCUCCCUUGACCACUCUCACCACUAGGACCAUUAGUAUAGAAAUCUACUUCCAUUGCUUCCACCACUCUUCUUCCUCCUCCUUCUCUUCUUUUCACUUUCUUACUAUUUCCUGCCUUCUCUCCUACCUUGUUGACCUCGUCAGGCUUUUUUGCUCAUUCCAGCAAAACCCUGGGAAGUUUGCCUCUCCCGGUAUCUGCUUCAUGUGCUUGUACUGACCGUGUUACAGGAUCUCUUGCUCAGUUAGCAAAACGCUGGGAAGUCACCCUCUUCCUGUCUCUGAUUCAUGUGCUUGUGCUGACCUUCUUGCAGGAUUCCUUGCUCAGUUUGCAAAACCUGGGAAGUCCCGCUCUCCGUGUAUUUAUUCGUGUGAUUUCACUGACAUUCUCGCAGGCUCCAACUUGAUCUCGCCGCUGAUCUCCCUAUGGAUCUUGCCACAGAUCUAGCCAGCCGCCUUCUGGCUCCCUAUCCCUCCUUAUCCCCUGCUUACCCCUGCCUUGCCCUGCCUUUCCCCAUUGUGUCUCACUGACUGCUCCCCUCCCAAAAGCCCAGCUAUUCAUUCAGGUAAGUGGCCUCCCGUCCAGCACAGUCGGCGCCGGGAGCUGGCAGCCACUUGCAGGGGCGGCCCCGGGUCAAGGACUCCGGGGGUAGGAGUGACUUGGGGGACAAGCCUCCCGGGGCGGGCACGGUGCG